Messenger RNA from Archocentrus centrarchus (flier cichlid), 10044 nucleotides. RefSeq names its product pecanex-like protein 3. Lineage: Eukaryota; Metazoa; Chordata; Actinopteri; Cichliformes; Cichlidae. The record is from RefSeq and is a predicted model, not a curated record. The coding region runs from base 768 to 7604 and encodes 2278 amino acids. The transcript has 36 exons. Gene Ontology annotation, cellular component: membrane.
UCUCUCGCUGUACGUGCGUGCGUGCGUGCUUGCUUGCGUGCGUGUGUCAACUAGUUGUUAGCCAGAGCUAGCUACCUAGUGAGCUAGCUCGUUGAAACAUUUUUUUGUUUUUAUUUUUGUUUGUUUUGUUUGUUUUUUUUUUACAUAGGGUCCGUUUAUGCCAAGAAACAUUUAUCGUUCAUCAUGAGAGAGGACCUCGGCUCCUGAUAUAUCAUGUUUGUCACCCAAUAAUGCCAAAGAGGAGGACGGCCUUUCGGGGAAAAAAUGAUAAGUUAGCUAACGCCAGCAAAAAGUGAAGCUACAGUUUUUGAACAGCCGAGUUCCUUCCUAGCUAGCAGCCUGAGAAGGAAAGCUCUGAGAUUUUGCAUGAACUGGAUGCGGAAGGAGGAUAUGAGGCAAGCUGGAUAGCUAAUGCUAACUAUGAGCGUUUGUUCAUGCAGUCAUUGGGUUACCAAUGUGUCAAAAAGUCAUUCUGCUGAUUGCCCACCAAGGAUUAGGCUAGAGUGUGGUGGCGACGCUGGUGCAGGGAGGGAGUGCAUACCGGCACAAGAAUAUGCAAGGACUCUCCAUCUCAGCUGAAGUGUGUGUGUAUAUAUAUAUAAGACACAAAACUGUUGUGCUUGAUGAAACAAUCUUGGCCAACCUGCCAUGCUCAAUGGAAGUGCCAUCGUAGACACAGGAUACCGUGGCUCAAACUGCUGCACAGUCCUUUUGAGCUACAGCCUUGGAGGAAGCAUUUCAACUUUUAGUUGAACCUGAAGGUGGAGAUGGGUUCCCAGGCUCUUCAGAUACUGCGGCAGGGUGUGUGGGCUUCGCUCACAGGAGGGUGGUAUGUGGAUCCCCACCAGAGCACAUUCUCCAACUGCUUCCACCUCUACCUUUGGAUAUUUCUCCUGGCCUUCCCCUUUCUUCUGUACAUGGCUCUUCCUCCAAGCUUGGUGGUGGCAGGUGUGUACUCUGCUGUGGUGGCGGUGUUUUUCACUGCCAUUAAGGUAGUGAACUACCGACUUCAUGCAAUGUUUGACCUUGGGGAGAUUGUUGAGAAAAAGCAGGCCUCACUAACAGCUGAUGCCCCAAGGACAGAAGAAGGAGAAGAAGGGUCAGGUGGUCAUGAUGGGAAUCAGAACAGGGAUAGUCAUGUUGGUGUAGAAAUGACGGUGUUUCGGAAGGUCAACUCAACACCCCCAGUACGUUGCAGCUCCCAGCACUCUCUGUUUGGAUUAAACCAAGUGUCGGAAUUCUUGCCUCAGUUGGAGGAUUCAGGGGGCACUAAGGAUAUCAAAGAGUUAAUGCGGGAACAAGGAAGCAAUAAUGUGAUUGUCACGUCAGCUCACCGUGAGAUCCUUCGUCAGAGUUCCCAGGACCCCAUUAGGGCUCCAAAUGUGGUCUCAUCCUGCAUUGCUGCCGCUCUUGGAGGUGAAUUCCAAGGUCUCAUGGGAAUAUCUGGAGUGUCAGCUGGAUUUGAAGAACCUGGGGCCAUGUCUAUCCCUCCUUCACCCUCAAGUCAAGAAGAUGGAGGCGAGAAAGAACACUUGCAAGAAAUGGAGAAGUUACCAGAACAGUUGUCUCAUCAGACUCAUAAGGAUAAUUGUUUGGGUGCUUACUCUCCUCUUGGCCCCUCUGCUGAAUCUGAGAGUCUGGGAGAUACUCCCCUAAGUCCCCUUAUAAAGAGCAGUUUAAGUGAGGAACUCAGUGAAAAUCUGCUGGGUUUAGGCCUUGACCCUGUGGCAUUUGCACCUGGGACUGAGCAUCCAGGCAGCCGCAGCGGAGUAGCACUAGCUGCUGGAUCCACGGACAGUUGCUUCAGUGCCGGUGGAGCUACCACAGAUCGUGAGACUCUCAGCACUGUUAGCAGCUACCGCAGUGAAAAAACUGAUUCCACUCAGCUGGAAAGUCCUUCGUUCAGCCAGUCACAGCCUGCAGAUGGACAGGUUUCUGCCUCGGCACCAGCGAUAGGUUCUGACAUCCUCAAGCCCACAGAGGAUCCAGCAGUGCAGGAUGGUAGUGAUACUGACAAUCUGUCAGACAGUGUGCUACUACGCUCCCCUUCCAAAGAAUUCUCCCUCAGCCAGGGGCUAGACCGGACACUUGUUGAAGGAGAGGAUCUGCCAUCAGUACCUUCUGAUAUUCCACAGCCACCUCCUCUCCAGAACUCUUCCCCUUCAAGUAGUGGCCACUCAGAGGUUUGUGAAUUAGACAGGAAUGUCCCAGUUCCUCCUCUGCCCCCACCUCGGCAGGCCAAUUCAGUGCCCUCAGGGCUGGCCCUGGGUUUGGUGUGUUCUGAGCCUGCUUUGCCCAUAUCUUCUACCCCCUUCUUACUGUCUGAGCAGCCUGCUCUGCAAGCUCAGCAGGUUGUGCGUCCUAAAGACUUAAAGCUGCUGCGGGCCAGCGGCAGUAGCAUGGGGCACAGGCCAGGUCGAAGGAAAGCUCCAAGAAGGCGAGCUGGAGCCGGCAGCAGUAGUUUUGACUGUGGCUCUUACAGGCGUCACCACAAUCAUAGACAGCACAGAGAUUACAUCCCAGUGCGCAACCGACUUGGUACCAAGGCUUACAGUGAAAGUUUGUUUGAGGAUUCUAGCGACGAGGAUGAUGGCAGUGAUAUGAGUGCUGGUUCUAGUCUGGGCUCUCAGCACCGAUACAGCUCAGAUGAUGAUGAGGAUGAUGAUGACGAUUCAAGUUCCUCUACCUCCUGCUACUCCCCAGACCUUGCUAACACUGGCAUUGCACCCCCUCUUCCCCCUGCUGCUCAACUGCCCACUCCAAGGGAAGGGGAUUUACCCGAAACUGCUGGCCCCUCACAUUCUCGUGCUGCUCAACGCUCUUCUAGCACCGCUAGUGCUAAGACUCACGCAAGAGUGCUAAGUAUGGAUGGGGCAGGUGGAAGCCAGAACAAUGCAGUUGCUCUGCCCUCUACUCUGCUUACAAUGCCUUCCACUUCCACACCUGCACCGCGCACUCUCACCAUCUCUAAGUCUGAUCUGGAAGCCCGCACUAUACACACUGAUGGCUUUGCUGGAGCUCACCAUCAUCGGCUGGAUUCCCUUGGAGGCUCUUGGACUGGUAAUCAGAUGGGCUGGAGGACAGAACUGGUUGAAGAGGGAGCUGUUGGAGGUGCCAUGACCACAGAGGAAGGGGGCAAACAUGAAUCAGUCAGCAGUGUAAAGAGGACCCAGGCCAUACGCAGAAGACAUAAUGCUGGGAGCAACCCUACACCGCCGCCGUCAACCAUGGGCUCUCCUCCCAGUCUCCAGGACCUCCAGCGGGCUCGGACCUCCUCUCAUUCACGCACCCGCACACUUCCCUCAGCCUUACAGUUUGCCUCUUCACUCCUACUGCCCCGCAGUGGCAUCCAUGAGGCUUCCACAUUCGAUGACACAUCAGAGGGGGCAGUGCACUAUUUCUAUGAUGAGAGUGGAGUAAAGAGGUCCUACACAUUUGGACCUGCUGGAGGCGGCUAUGAGGACCCAGUUCAAGAAAGGGAGAGGCAGUCCCAGUCUUCAAGCUUCACUUCCACUGAGGUCCAGGAAGGGGCACCAGUCCUGUCCAUGCUCCAGCCCAGGCAAGGGGCUUUACAGGGGAUGCAGGUGCGCAGGGUGCCUCUGGAGAUGCCCGAGUUUGAUCUGGAUCAUGAAUCUCUACAAGAGUCCCAAGAAAACACUUUGAUGAUUGAGGAGAAAGCCAAACCUAAACAGUACUAUCGCUUUUGGGUGCUGCCUGGAAAGUGGCUGAGAGUCCGAUAUGAUCGACUGGCUCUGCUAGCCUUAUUAGACAGGAACCGCCGUGUGGGAGAGAACGUGUUUGCUGUGGUGCUGGCCAGCCUAGUGGCAUUCCUUGGGUUCCUACUGCUGCUUCAAGGUUUUUUCAGGGACAUUUGGGUCUUCCAGUUCUGCCUGGUCAUUGCUAGUUGCCAGUACUCAUUACUGAAGAGUGUACAGCCAGAUGCAGCCUCUCCCAUGCAUGGGCAUAACUGGAUCAUUGUGUACAGUCGGCCAGUCUACUUCUGCUUAUGCUGUGUGAUGAUCUGGAUCUUUGACUUAUCUGGGCGCUCUGGAAGUUUGCAGCCCUUCUCCCUCUAUGGUGUCAUCUUUUUCUCUGCACACUUCCUGCUCUGUGUCAGGGAUGUGCUCAUUGUGUUUGCCUUGUGUUUCCCAGUCAUUUUCCUGUUUGGGUUGCUACCUCAGGUCAACACUUUUGUGAUGUGUCUGCUGGAGCAGAUUGACAUGCACAUUUUUGGAGGAACUGCCACUACUAGCCCCCUUUCAUCUCUGUACAGCCUCAUACGCAGCGUGUUGGUGGCUGCCCUGCUGUAUGGAUUUUGCCUCGGUGCAAUAAAUGCACCUUGGGGGGAUGCCCAUGUUCCAGUACUGUUCUCUGUGUUUUGUGGCCUACUCCUGGCCUUGUCCUACCACCUGAGCCGUCAAAGCAGUGAUCCUACCAUCCUGUGGUCACUGGUCCGGUCUAAAUUAUUCCCAGAACUGGAGAACCGAAACCCAGAAGAACCCCCUGUGGAAAUCAAGGACCCUCUCCCUGAGAAGCUACGUAACUCUGUGAAAGAGAUUCUUCAUUCGGACCUCGUCAUCUGUCCCCUCAUGGCUGUGAUUACCUUCGCCAUCAGUGCCAGCACUGUUUUUAUUGCUCUUCAACCUGCUCUUAGCGUCGUCUUAUACAUCCUGGCUGGAGUUGUUGGCUUCAUUACACACUAUCUCCUGCCUCAGCUCCGCAAACAGCUGCCAUGGUUCUGCCUGGCUCACCCUUUGCUCCGCUCCAAAGAGUAUAGUCAGUUUGAGGUUCGAGAUGCUGCACAGUUGAUGUGGUUUGAGAAGCUGUAUGCAUGGCUUCAAUGUGUGGAGAAAUAUUUCAUCUACCCAGCUGUAGUUCUGAACUCUCUGACAACCGAAGCUCGAGCAGUGGGCCAGAACCACAAAGACCUGGACAUCUAUAGCCGGGCUCUCUUUAUCUCGGUAGCUGGAAUGAAAUUGCUGCGUUCGUCCUUCUGUACCCCAUCACAGCAGUACGUCACGCUGUGCUUCACCACACUCUUCUUCCACUACGACUAUCCACACUUCUCAGAGACCUUCUUAAUCGACUACUACUUCAUGUCGGUUCUCUUCAGCAAGAUGUGGGACCUGCUGUACAAGCUGCGUUUUGUGUUGACCUACAUUGCCCCCUGGCAGAUCACUUGGGGCUCAGCCUUUCAUGCUUUUGCUCAGCCCUUUGCUGUGCCCCACUCUGCUGUCCUUUUUGUUGAAGCUAUCUUUUCUGCCAUCUUCUCCACACCUCUCAAUCCUGUCCUUGGCAGUGCAGUAUUUGUCACCUCAUACACCAGGCCUGUUAAAUUCUGGGAGCGAGAUUACAACACCAAGAGGGUCGAUCAUUCCAACACUAGACUUGCCACUCAGUUAGACCGCAACCCAGGUGCCGAUGACAACAAUUUGAACUCAAUUUUCUAUGAGCACCUGACGCGAUCUCUGCAGCACAGCCUCUGUGGAGACUUACUGCUCGGCCGCUGGGGGAACUACAGCACGGGCGAUUGCUUCAUCCUUGCAUCAGACUACCUCAACGCUCUGGUGCACAUCAUUGAGAUUGGCAAUGGCCUGGUCACCUUCCAGCUGAGGGGUCUAGAGUUCAGAGGUACCUACUGUCAGCAGAGGGAGGUAGAGGCAAUCACAGAGGGGGUGGAGGAGGAUGAAGGCUGCUGCUGCUGUGAACCAGGUCAUCUUCCUCACAUGUUGUCAUUCAAUGCUGCCUUUGGACAGCGCUGGCUGGCCUGGGAGGUGGCUGCCACAAAGUAUGUGCUCGAAGGCUACAGCAUCAGCGACAACAAUGCUGCCUCCAUGUUGCAAGUAUUUGACCUUCGUAAGAUCCUCAUCACAUACUAUGUCAAGAGCAUCAUCUACUAUGUGAGUCGGUCCUCUAAGCUGGAGGAGUGGCUGACUAAUGAGACAAUUCAGGAGGCUUUGCGACCUUGUCUCGGACCAAACUACGUAGACAGUGACCCCACCUUCAACUUGAACAUUGACGAGGACUAUGAUCACAGAGCCUCUGGCAUCACCCCCUCCUCAUUCUGCAUAGUUUACCUGGACUGGAUUCAGUACUGUAACAGCAGGCGCCAAACACCGGUUACUUGCGAAAGAGAUUCUCCACUUGUCAACCUCUGUUUUGGCCUGUGUAUUCUGGGACGAAGAGCCUUGGGCACGGCGUCACACAGCAUGUCAGCAAGCUUGGAACCGUUUCUCUAUGGCCUUCAUGCACUCUUCAAGGGAGAUUUCCGCAUCACAUCUCCCCGAGACGAAUGGGUGUUCGCAGAUAUGGACCUGCUGAAUCGGGUCGUAGCACCAGGAGUACGGAUGUCACUCAAACUGCACCAGGACCACUUUACAUCUCCAGAUGAGUAUGAGGAUCCUAUGGUUCUGUAUGACGCAAUCACUGCCAACGAAGAGAAGAUGUUGAUAUCUCACGAGGGUGAUCCCGUGUGGCGAAGCGCUAUUCUAGCAAACAUGCCUUCGCUCCUAGCACUGCGCCACAUCAUGGAUGACGGCAGCGACGAGUACAAGAUCAUCAUGCUUAACAAGAGAUUCCUCAGCUUCAGAGUUAUCAAGGUGAACCGAGAGUGUGUGCGUGGGCUGUGGGCGGGGCAGCAGCAGGAGCUGGUUUUCCUGCGCAACCGUAACCCAGAACGAGGAAGCAUUCAAAAUGCCAAACAGGCCCUGAGGAAUAUGAUUAACUCAUCAUGCGACCAGCCCAUCGGCUACCCCAUCUACGUGUCCCCCCUCACGACCUCGUAUGCUGGGGAACACAGCCAGCUCCGCUCUGUGUGGGGAGGACCAGUCAGCCCACACAACAUUUACACCUGGCUAAUCAGUAGCUGGGACAGGUUACAGAAAGGGUGCGGGGCCGGCUGCAACAGUGGAGGAAACAUUGAAGAUUCAGACUGCGGAGGCGGCUCCACCUCCAUCUCUACCAACCCAGUUGUUCACACCACCCAGAGUACACCAGCCUCCGGCCUUCCACAGCCACACAUCACCACUGUCCAGCCCUCUAUGGGCACAGACAACCCUGUAGGUCCAACCCAAAGCUGGCCUCACCACCCUCAACCUCUCCCAUUAGCUCUGCUCAGCCAAUCAGAGGGCAGAAUGGAGGCAGGGCUUCUCUCAUCCCUGCAGCGUACGUCCUCCAUCCAGGGUCUCCUGGGCCAGCAGCUGUCCAGCUCCCAGCUCUCCUUCAGCAGCUCAGUGGCUCCUCCACCUCUGCCCGGCCCAGAGCGCUUCUGCCCUUCAAGUCUCCUGGAGAACUCAGGGCACCGAGCGGGCCAGCGGGCUGGCCUUGGCCAGGGCAGCGGACUACACUAUGAGAGUCACUUUAGCAAGUGGAGUUUUUCAGGGAGGAAGGGCUUUAAUGGACCAGCUGCAGCGGAGGGGGAAGGAGCACCAUUACAGACAAUACGCACACAGCCUGCUCCUGCUGCACCCCUACAAGAGGCCAGUCCAACGCAAGAUCCUCUGGGAGCCACUCAGUCGACAGAUCCAUCCCCACUCUCUCCAGGGGACCCUCCCACUCCCAGAGAGGAAUCCACAGAGCUGCCUUUACUUGAUCACCUGCGCUGAGUCUGCACUAGUGACAGUUUCUACAGUGAAAGCACACCGCAGUUGAAUGUGGACCGGGCCUGGCGCAUCCAGUCCGGACUCAUUCCAGCCUUCGGGACUCAUUCCAUCAACUCUUGUUGAACUAACUCAGUGCAGCCACAGUUUGGAAGUCCUCUGAUGGCCCUCUGAAUCCAGGGUGGAUCUGGGUAUAUAUACACAUCACUCCUCUCCUUGUUAGUCAAAAGAGAUAACCAUCUGAUAGCAUGCUGAGCUGAUGCACGUCAGACCAUGAAAUUAUUUUAGCCAACCUGUUUAUUCCAAAGUCAGUUUUAUCACAACUCGUAAGUUAUUAACUUUUUUUUUUUUUUCCGUACUGAGCGCUCGGUGUCUCUACAGACAACUUUGGUUGUUAAAGUAGUGACUGAUCAGACAGGCCAGUGCAAUUAUAAGGGAUAUUUUGCUUGAGGAUUGUUUAUUUUUCUAUACUGGAGAAUAGAGGACUGACUCUAACUUAACAUCAUCUGCAGCAUUCUGGGGUUUUUUGUUGUUGUUUUUGUUUUUUUUCAUAACCAGUCCAAAAGAAUUUUUUAAGAAAGGAUCAGUACGAUGCUAUACGUGCAAGUGAAGGAUGCGUGGAGACCGUGAUACGCCUUGUUUUGUUCUCCCCACAUGUAACCAUCCUCACUGGACAGUUUUGCAUCAAACAAUGUUUCACAGGACAUAUUGACUCAUUUCAGGAGCCUCCACUUCUUUUCCCCUGCACAAUACACAUAUUAUACAAGGAAGCAGAAAAAGAAAACAAAAACAUCAUCGUUGUUCUCUGGCCCGUUUUCUGCAGAGGUGCCUGACAACAUCAACGUUUCUGUCUCGGAGCAAGUUUCAGGAAACAAAAACAAACUCCCUUCCGCCCCAGCUGACGUGGUGCUUUUACUGCUAGUUUACAGCAUAUUUAGGCUUGGACAUCCUGGAGUCCUGUAUCUAACUAGUAACCUGGGGAACUUCACACAGAGCUGGUUUCCAUUAAUCAGGAUCAAACAGAGGGCGAGUCAAAUCUGUGAAAAAAUUGUGAUCCUCACAAAAACUGGGAGUGUAAGAAUUUUUUUAAAUCCCUUUUUUUUUUUUUUUUUUUUUGCUUCGGUGAGUGGAAUGUCUUUUUUUGUUUUGUUUUAUGUUUUUACUUGAAUCUUCACGAGUCCUUCAGUGUCGAACAUGCACUGAGUUUGUUUUCUUUGGAUAACUGAUCACUAAUGUCCUCCCUGAUCAGAUCCAAUCAGCUCAUGGCUUUCUGAAUAGCAGGGACCCAGGCUGCUUUGUGGGGAGAGCUGUGUCUUCUAGGGAUGCACUGAUGUCUAAAAUAACAGUUUAGCUCAUAGCCAUAUUUUUGGUUUUACUUCUUUUCCUUUUGCAGCAGGGAAACAAAGAAAUCUUCAUUAUGAUUUUUUUUUUUAUUUUCCAAAAUACCCCUUCUCUUCAUCACACUGUUGAUGUGACACUACCGAAAACCAUCAGCCACUGGCAUUGGUAAAUUGGCCAUCUGAUUGGCUGAUACAUCAGCGUAUCCCUAGUGUGUUCUUUACCUGCAGUCUGGCCCCUUCUGUUACUGUACUACUGCUUCUGCAUCUCCUGCUACUACUACUAUAAUACCCACUACUACUGCUGUUUCUACAACAGUUAAAUCCAGCGUUUUAGUUGGAAAUAAACAAAGCUGAAUAAUACUGAAAGCAAAGGUGGAAUAUUUAUUUGAUUAAUAUUGUCUUACAGAUAUCUUUAACGGGGUUUGUCUGUAUGGUGUGCUGAUAUAUUGAAUUGGAUAUUUGCCUUCUGUCAACCCUCCCACCCCCUCCCUCAGUUUGUUUGAUAUCAUCACAUUUGUAUCAUCUCACCAAUGGCCCUUUUUUUUUUUUUUUUUUUUUAAAGCAAACAAACAUUUUUUAAGUGUGGAACAUAACUGGAAGUGUGUCAGUGAAGUUGUUACAUUGGUUUCUUUCCCGCUCCUCCUCUCUUUUUGUUUGACCACUGUGAAAAGCAACGAAAACACUGAUUGAGAGUUUCAUAAAUACAGCAAAAAAACCUUUCAGUCCUAUCAAAAAUUUCAGCUCCAGAUGUUUCCCCACGUCCACUGGCUUUAUCCCUGACAGUGCCCGGCUGUUUGCAGUGGGUGAAGGAUUCGGAAUUAACCUCGUGCCAUAGCAUGAAUCGCCAUGUGCUACUUUUCUCACCAAAUGAUUUCUAACAAGUGUUUGUUUUGUUUUGUUUUUUCCCCUGCUGGAAACUUGAAAGGAGGCGAGUUUUCUCAGGGUGUAUACCAGGAAAGAAAUGAACUUCUUCUUCUGCAGGAACACUUUCUGUCCAAAGGGAGAAAAUUGGCAGUGCGAGCAGGCGCGACAGAAGAUGCUCCCUUUUAGCCCUUUUUAGAAAAUGUUUUGCAUGCUGUUAAAGCCUUUUUUUUUUUUUUUUUAAA